GGACGGGACCGGGAGGGGCGGGACCGGGAGUAGCGGCGGCGCUGCGGGAGCAGCGGCAGGGACCGCGUUAUCCCACAGUGCGGCCCCAAAGGGACCCUGGGGACACAUCCGGGACAGGCACAAGGGGGUGACAUCCCCUCGGCGUGUGUCCCCCCUCCCGUCCCCUGUGCCGGGUUUAGGAUGGCGGGGCAGGGUCCUGUGCCCUCGUCCUGCGAUUGCUUCGUGGCCCUGCCCCCCGACACCGCGUCCCCCGCCGUCAUCUUCGCCAAGAACGCCGACCGACCGCGGCACGAGGUCCAGGAGAUCGUGUAUGUCCCCGCUGCCACCCACCAGCCCGGGGACAAAGUCCAGUGCACGUACCUGGAGGUGGAGCAGGCAGAGCACACCCACGCCGUGGUGCUGAGCCGCCCCGCCUGGCUCUGGGGUGCUGAGAUGGGAGCCAACGAGCACGGAGUGUGUGUGGGCAAUGAGGGCGUGUGGACCCGAGAGCCCCUGGGCGAGGAGGAGGCGCUGCUGGGCAUGGACCUGGUGAGGCUGGGUCUGGAGCGGGGCAGCUCGGCCCAGGAGGCCCUGGAGGUGAUGACGGCGCUGCUGGAGCGUUACGGGCAGGGCGGGAGCUGCAAGGAGGAGCCGGUGCCCUUCGUGUACCACAACACCUUCCUGCUGGCCGACCGCGCCGAGGCCUGGGUGCUGGAGACCGCCGGGCGCUACUGGGCGGCCCAGCGGAUCACCGAGGGAAGCCGCAACAUCUCCAACCAGCUGAGCAUCGGCAGCGAGAUCACGGCGGAGCACGAGGGGCUGCGGCAGCGGGCGCGGAGCCAGGGCUGGUGGAGCGGGCACGGGGAGUUCAGCUUCGCCCAGGUUUUCUCCCUGGAGCAGCAGCCCCCGCGCAUGGAGGCCGCCAAGGCCCGCUUCCGAGCGGGGAGGGAGCUGCUGAGGCAGCACGCAGGUCACAUCACGGCAGAGACGCUGAUGUCCAUCCUGCGGGACAAGGGCAGCGGGAUCUGCGUGGACUCGGAGGGGUUCCGCACGGCGGGCAGCAUGGUGUCCGUGCUGCCCCGAGACCCCGCCCUGCCCUGCGUCCACUUCUUCACUGCCACCCCCGACCCCUCCAGGUCUGUCUUCAAGCCCUUCGUGUUCGUGGCCGGCAUCAAGCCCGUGCCGCAGGUGAGGUCCCCGACCUUCCCCCGGGACCCUGCCAAGGAGAUCCCGCGCUUCCAGAGCUCGGUGGAUCGGCGGCACGAGCUGUACCGCCGGCACCAGGCGGCCCUGGAGCUCAUGGAGCAGGACCAGGAGCGGGGCCAGAAGCUCCUGGAGACGCUGCAGGAGCUGGAGAAGCAGGGCCUGGAGGGGAUGAAGGCGCUGCUGGAGGGGACAGAGACCCCUCACCCGGAGGAACUGGCCGACCUCUUCUUCGACUGCGUGGAGGCAGAGCUGAAGUUUUACACAUAAACCACCCCACAGUCUCCUUCUCCAGAGCUUUGCUCCGGGACUGGACGCCACCAGGAGCUCGCUGGGACCCGCGGGAUCCCGGGACGGGUGUCCCUGGCUGUGCCCGGGGCCGGGAAUGGCCCUGCC
Messenger RNA from Neopelma chrysocephalum (saffron-crested tyrant-manakin), 1578 nucleotides. It is a transcript of the gene SCRN2, whose product is annotated as secernin 2. The coding region runs from base 181 to 1452 and encodes 423 amino acids. The transcript is spliced from 9 exons. Gene Ontology annotation, molecular function: cysteine-type exopeptidase activity; dipeptidase activity. Lineage: Eukaryota; Metazoa; Chordata; Aves; Passeriformes; Pipridae. Gene Ontology annotation, biological process: proteolysis. The record is from RefSeq and is a predicted model, not a curated record.